UGUAUUCGUGUGCGUUGUUGCGGGACAUCCUGCUGCAGGGUCGUCUCUACAUCUCCAGAAACUGGCUGUGUUUCUACGCUAACCUGUUCGGGAAAGACAUCAAGGUGUGUAUCCCCGUGGUGUCGGUGCGUCUGGUGAAGAAACACAAGACAGCCGGCCUGGUGCCCAACGGCCUGGCUAUCACCAUGGAUACGGCUCAGAAGUACGUGUUUGUGUCGCUGCUGUCCAGAGACAGCGUGUACGACGUCCUGCGGAGGAUCUGCACUCACCUGCAGGUGAACGGGAAGAUUCUGAGUCUGAAGCAAUACCUGGAGGAGCCCAGCUCUCUGUCCAUGGACGAGUUUCCAGAGGUGUUGAAGUGGAGGAGGAAGCCUUCUCUUCCCGCCGUCUCCUCCUCGCUGCCCGACCUGUUGGGAAACUCCUCCCCGAGCCUCGUGGCCGACACACCCUUCAGCACACACACACUCACAGACAGCAGUUUGGAGACGGAGAAGAUCCUGCUGACAGAACCAGUCCCUGAACUGGGCCAAUCAGAGUACCAGCUGCUCAAACUCUUCGUCCUGCUGGUCUUCCUGCUGGUUUUGUCUUCCUGCUAUCUGGCUUUCAGAGUCUGUCGUCUGGAGCAGCAGCUGAGCUUCCUGAGCAGCCAGACCCCCCUGAAAGAGAGGUGUGGAGAGCUGCCCUGCUGGCUGGCCAAUCAGAGGACAGGAACCUGACACUGCAGCCAAUCAGGGAGUGGAAGAAGAAGAAGAAGAAGAGACCUGCACUUACGUAGUCCGUCCAUCAGAGGGCGACGCUGAGCAAAGACUGUACUCGCCGCCGCGACCGGGUUACCAUAGAAACGUCACAUAGAGGUCGCAAGGGUUCAGGGACGAAGAGAUGCUGUAACAUAACAGAUAUAGAAUAUCAAUGUGUGUGUGUGUGUGUGUGUGUGUGUGUGUGUGUGUGUGUGUGUGUGUGUGUGUGUGUGUGUGUGUGUGUGUGUGUGUGUGUGUGUGUGGUUUUCAUACUGAUGUGAAAACAGCUGUAAUAAUUUAUUAUGAACGAUGUUUAUUAUUAUUAUCUCGGAAAUGGCGGAAUGGUCUAAGAAACUACAUUUCCCAUGAGCCUCAGCGGCUGUUGCUAAGGAUUUAAGUCAGAGGUGCUAAUUCAAAACACAGCAUCCAAAAGUGAACUCCUUUAAAAUGCAGACUGUAAACAUAAGUGAGUUAUUUAACUUCUGUUCAGAUUUUUAAGCUUUGUGAUUGGAUGUUUUUACUGCAAUGCACCCUGGGAGUCGUAGUUUACUCCUCUCCUUCAGAUUGUAUUUCCACAGGUUUUUUUAACUUUUCGUCAGUUCACAGAUACUUUCUAACAUAGAUGCUCUUUUUUUGUUGUUAAUUGACAUGAACCCCUUAAAGUGAAAGCUACACAAAGCCAACUACUACUCCCAAGAUGCAUUUCAAUAUCAAACAUCCAAUCACAGCGCUUUAAAUCAUUCCAUUAAAAGUGUGCUGAAGAUGUCACUGAUUUUACAAUCUGCAGAAAAUAAACAGGAGAUUUAUAUCUGAUAUUAGUAAUCAUUAAUUAAAGUGAUCCAGGACACAUGUUGCUUUGUUGUAAAGUUAUUAACAGCUUUUAUUCAAAGACAGAUACUUUUUAAAGCCGACAAAGUGCCAGAAAUAAGAAAGUCAUCUGUAAAAAAAACAAAACAUUAUGAAUGAAAUCAACAAAUGUUUUAAACUCGAGUUGAAUCGCUGCCUUUAUUUCAAAAAGUGUUUAAUCUCGUGGAGAAACCUUUCCUGCUGAAGUUGAAUGAAUCUUUCUGUAAAUGUGAAAUGUAGGAAGAGGAUCUGGGCCAGGUGUCGUUUUGGGGAGAUUUUACCAAAAGAGUGAUUUCUUUUUCAAUUUGUUAAAUUAAAGGCAGAAUUCUGCGAUUUUUUGAAAAUAUUUGCAAUAUUUUUUCCCCUCAGAUUUCUGUUCUAAUCUCAGAAUUAUGAAAAAAUAAGUUUAAAUGUAUUUUGUAUUUUUUUUUUUAUAUCUCGCAAUUCUGGGAAAAGUUCUGACUUUUUUCUCGGAAUUCUUAAAAAAUAUUUUUUACCUCUGAUUUUAAUCUCGGAAAGUUUACUUUAUCCUAAAAGUCGGAAUUCUGAGUAAAAAGGUAUUACAGUAUAUAUUCUUUGACAAUCGCAUAAUUCUGAUUUUAAUCUUGGAAUUCUGAGAAAAAAAGUAUUUUUUUACGUCUGAUUUGUUUACUUUAUCCAAAAAGUCAGAAUUCUGAAUAAAAAUGUAGUAUAUAUAUUUUUUGGAAAAUUGCAUAAUUCUGGGAAGAAUUCUGACUAAAUUAAAUUAAAUCUUAUUUCUGAGGGAAAAAAAUCGUAAUUCUGAUAUUUUCUGAGAAACAAUUCCAUAUUUUUUCUUAUGGAAUGUCAGAAUUCUGAUUUCAUUUUAGAAAAUUCUGACUUUAAUCUAAGACUUCUGGAUGAAAUCGUAAUUCUGAGAAAAUCUUUUGAAUUCUGAUUAUUUUUCUGAAUUUUUUUUAUUUUAAUAUAUAUUCUUUUUAAUUCCCAUGUGUCCCGAAUCCUCUUCCGUAGAAACUGAAUACUGCUCAUGGUAAAAAAAACAUUUACACUUGAUUUAGUAUACUUACUGUGCACAGAUGACUAAUUACUGCAGGUGCUAUUUCAAAUGUACUAACAAUUGAUCUAAUUUGCUUACUAUAUUAUUAUUGCUUCUAAAGAUUUAGCGUCAAGCUUUUUAAAAAUGCACUUUAUUCCCACUUAAAUUAAAUGAUAUUUAAGUGAACUCCAAAUACAUGUCCUAUACAUUAUAAUAUUUAAAGUACUUUAUACAUGUAUUUAAAACGAAGUACAAUGUUUUUUUCACUUCUUAAAGAUGCACUUUAUUCCAACUUAACUUUAAGUGUUUUCAAAUAUAUUAAAAUAAUCAUUCCCAAUUCUUAUCAAUGAUAUAUCACUGCUAAUCCACUUAUAAUAAAUACGAAUUAUAUAUAUAUUUAAUAUCCCAAAAACUGUGAAUAAUACAUUUAAAUAUAAUUAAUUAUAAUUUAGAUUUUUAAUUAAUUCUAUAUAAAAUGUUUUAUGUUUACUUAUGUAAUAUAUAUUUCUGUCAAGCACUUUUUUUAAUAUUAAAAUGAUUACACAAACAGUUUUUUAGUGUAUCUUUAGAAGCCCAAAUUAAAUACAUCGUAGGCAUACUAUGUACAUCGUUAGUACACCGGGAAUAGCACUCAUUCAUUACAAAGUAUAUUCAUUAACUCAAAUGUACUUUAUUUUGUGACCUGAGUUUAGUCUCCUGCAGUUUAAGGGAUUUUUAUAAAACACAUGUUCAGUGCCAAGUCUUUGAGAUGUUUGUGAGAAAUAAAUAAAGAGCCUUGUAGGAAACUACGUCAGAGAGAACACACUGCUAGCCGUUAGCACACCAUGCUAACAAAUAGUGAAUUAACAUUUAUGUUUGACGCAUUUAAAGGCUGGGGAAAUAUUACAGAUUUGUUCAGGAUGACGACGAAAAGCGUUUGGAUGUUUUUAACUCAUUUUGUAGUUCUGGAUGUAAUAUUAAAACACAUUUCAAUCACCGGA
Messenger RNA from Gymnodraco acuticeps, 3578 nucleotides. Its product is annotated as GRAM domain-containing protein 2A-like. Gene Ontology annotation, molecular function: phosphatidylinositol-4,5-bisphosphate binding. Gene Ontology annotation, biological process: regulation of store-operated calcium entry. Lineage: Eukaryota; Metazoa; Chordata; Actinopteri; Perciformes; Bathydraconidae. The transcript has 8 exons. Gene Ontology annotation, cellular component: organelle membrane contact site; extrinsic component of cytoplasmic side of plasma membrane; endoplasmic reticulum membrane. The record is from RefSeq and is a predicted model, not a curated record. The annotation marks the transcript as partial.